Molecule: messenger RNA, 547 nt
Organism: Boeremia exigua
Lineage: Eukaryota; Fungi; Ascomycota; Dothideomycetes; Pleosporales; Didymellaceae
Exons: 2
Coding region: 9-464 (151 amino acids)
Source: RefSeq, a predicted model, not a curated record
CUUGUAUCAUGUUUGACCAGAAUCGUAAAAUGAGAUACAUAAUCUCACCCAAAGUGUGGCACCCUCCGUCGUCAGUUCGGUUCCAAACUUCCAACACUAUGACUUGGUCCGUCGAAGCUAUCAUCGCCUUCAUUACACUAGCGGCCACGUGCAUUCCAUUAGGAGUUCUACUUUGGCGCUUGCAGUGUAGAAACCGUCGCGUUCAGGACGAUGAUGUUGAAGAUGUCGAGGAUGUCGCCCCAGCCCGAGGCUACCCGCAGUAUUUUCCUCGAACGGAAUCUUUCAUCAUUCUGCAGGCAGUAGUUCUUGGUAUGUUUGAACUACAUCCUUCGCAUGUUGUGCUAAUCACUUCGCAGUCCGAUAGUUAUGGACCCGGAUGCCGUCACUUUGCGCUUCACUCGUGUUUGCAGACCAGGUGCUUUGUUCCACGCAAGAGCAAGGAGGAUGACGAUCGAAAAGAGUAACAAGCGUUUCAGGUUUUGGGUUAAUUCAGUAGAACACCGUAAAGAGGAAACACUAGAACACCGCGGUGUUCUAUAGAUGUACA